Messenger RNA from Myotis brandtii (Brandt's bat), 1243 nucleotides. Its product is annotated as leukocyte-associated immunoglobulin-like receptor 2. The transcript has 5 exons. The coding region runs from base 101 to 646 and encodes 181 amino acids. The record is from RefSeq and is a predicted model, not a curated record. NCBI's taxonomy places the organism in Eukaryota, Metazoa, Chordata, Mammalia, Chiroptera, Vespertilionidae.
CCUGCACGUUCACUGACCUGCAGGACCCUGUCCUCCCUCACCCAGGCAGAGUCACCUCCUCCAGGUGGACAAGGACAGAGAAGACUGGGAGAGGCUGGCCAUGAGCCCCCGGCCCUCCACCCUCCUGGGCCUCGUGCUCUGCCUGGUCCAGACGAUCCUCAUGCAGCCGUGGCUCCUGCCCAAACCCUCCCUCAGGGCCGAGCCAGGCCUUGUGAUCCCCCGGGGAUGGCCUGUGACCCUCCUGUGCCAGGGCCCAGCUGGGGCUAAGUUCUUCCGACUGGAGAAGGAUGGAAGAGAUGCAUAUCAUGAUCAGAAAAGUGUGUCUCAAGAUGGUUUGCAGGGGACAGAAGCCAGAUUCCACAUCCCCUCAGUGAGUGAAGAUACCACUGGGAGUUAUUUCUGUCGCUAUAGCACAGGAUACAUUUGGCAAAACCCGCCUAUCUGGUCUAAGCGCAGUGAGCCCCUGGAGCUGCAGGUGACAGAGGAGGACGUCCCCACUCCACCCUCAGGCCCCGCUUCCCGGGAUUACACUGUGGAGAACAGCAUCAGCUUUGGCCUGGCGGGCGUGGUCUUGCUGAUCCUGGUGGCGAUUCUGGUGGAAGCUGGGCUCAGCCAGCGCAGGACCCCACAGGGACCAAAGGAAUAAACACAAGGGACCCCCCCCCAGAGAGAGGGGACCCCAGGGCCCCAGCAGGGAUCUCACUGAGAGCCCGAGGCUCACGCUGGAGCCCAAAGACCCAAAGCCACCCCCGCUGUUGUUCAAGGACAAGAGAACCCAGGCCCAACCCAGGGUUAGGAUGCUUGGCCUCAACCCCUCAUCUUCCCAGGACCACUGAGAGGAGUCAGCUUGAUUGACAGGCAGACAGACAGGGCAGUGCCCCACAGGAAACAAAGGCAGGUGGAACGGAGGCAGGGCAGACACGGCCACGCGAGCCAGCCUGACCACGGAAGCCAACCUCGCAGAAUAACAGGAUGAUUUAGACUCAGAGGGGAGACACGUGAAACUAGGGAGGGGCUGCAACACUAAGGUGAGAUGAGGCAUAGGAACCAGGAAGGGUCAGGUCUGCUUCUGGUCAAGAACAAUUGAGAGAAUCAAUCAGGUGUCCACAGGGGGAGAUAGAGAGCAGGUUUGUAGCAAAUAUGUACCCCUAGACCACAGGCUUCCGUGGCCACCAUGACUGAGUCCACUCCCCAUGCAGGGAGUCUGAAUCUGCUUGCAAUAAAGUUUCCCCACUUUUGCUUC